This is a messenger RNA of Teleopsis dalmanni, 2020 nucleotides long. It is a transcript of the gene wg, whose product is annotated as protein wingless. Gene Ontology annotation, molecular function: frizzled binding; cytokine activity. The record is from RefSeq and is a predicted model, not a curated record. Lineage: Eukaryota; Metazoa; Arthropoda; Insecta; Diptera; Diopsidae. Gene Ontology annotation, biological process: cell fate commitment; neuron differentiation; canonical Wnt signaling pathway. Gene Ontology annotation, cellular component: extracellular region. Bases 28 to 1416 code for a protein of 462 amino acids. The transcript has 5 exons.
CGCACAGUAUAAACAUUAUAAUCAGUCAUGGAAUUGUCUCUUGUGUUCUAUGCUUCGUUGAUAGCGCUGUGCACGUGCUAUGCAGCAGAAAAUCAAAAGCACAAAACCGGUAGGGGCUCGAUGUGGUGGGGUAUUGCAAAAGUUGGUGAGCCUAAUAAUAUAUCACCUCUUACUUCCGGUAUUAUGUAUAUGGAUCCAGCUAUACAUUCCACACUACGAAGAAAACAACGUCGUUUAGUACGUGAUAAUCCAGGAGUACUUGGGGCACUGGUCAAAGGUGCAAAUCUUGCUAUCUCCGAAUGUCAACAUCAAUUUAGAAAUCGACGUUGGAACUGUUCGACUAGAAACUUUUUAAGAGGAAAAAACCUUUUUGGCAAAAUUGUGGAUAGAGGCUGCCGUGAGACCGGCUUCAUUUAUUCCAUAACUAGUGCAGCUGUCACACAUAUGAUAGCUCGCGCCUGCAGUGAAGGUUCAAUUGAAUCGUGCACCUGUGAUUAUAGUCAUCAAUCGAGAUCGCCGCAAGUAAGUCACAAGGUUGGAAACGCUGCUGGUGUUAGAGAUUGGGAAUGGGGGGGAUGUUCCGAUAAUAUUGGCUUUGGAUUCAAAUUUUCACGUGAAUUUGUUGAUACAGGCGAGCGAGCACGCAGCUUAAGAGAGAAAAUGAAUUUACAUAAUAACGAAGCUGGCAGAGCUCAUGUCCAGGCCAACAUGAGACAGGAAUGUAAAUGCCAUGGCAUGUCGGGCUCAUGCACAGUACGAACAUGUUGGAUGCGUCUAGCAAAUUUCCGAGUAAUUGGUGAUAACCUAAAGGAUCGUUUUGAUGGAGCAUCACGCGUUAUGGUCAGUCACAAUUUACGUCAAAAUGGUAACUCAGUCGCCGGAAAUGGUAUCCGUGGAAAUGCAGCUGUUAAGCAAAGUGUACUGCUUACAUCAAAUACUCCCAAUCCAAAUGUUUUCGAUGCUGAACGUAUGGCUAAUGAUCAUAUUACCGCCCCUGAGCAUGUGAAACAUCACCCAAACUUGCCAUCUGUAAAUAAUAUUCAGAAUCAAAAUAUUGUGUCACGAAAUUCAGUACGUGAACGGGGACGACAGGGAAGAAAACACAAUAGAUAUCAUUUUCAAUUAAAACCACAUAAUCCUGAUCACAAGCCACCAGGACCAAAAGAUAUAGUGUACUUAGAGAAUUCGCCAAGCUUUUGUGAAAAAAAUUUAAGACUCGGUAUUCAGGGUACACAUGGUCGACUGUGUAAUGACACAUCAAUCGGUGUUGACGGUUGCGAUUUAAUGUGCUGUGGUCGAGGCUAUCGGACACAAGAAGUGAUUGUCGUCGAAAGGUGUGCUUGUACGUUUCAUUGGUGUUGUGAAGUCAAGUGUAAAUUAUGUCGAACAAAGAAAACGAUACACACGUGCUUGUAAACGUUUGAAAUGAUCGUUAUAUAUAUGUAUAAUAUGGGCAUAAAAAUAACUGCAUAACUUGGUACGAAAAAACGCAUCAGUAAGAAGACGUUUUAUUUAAAAACAAAUAUACAAAAUUCACCCACAUGGAAUAAACAGCUGUGUUCGACUUAAAGACGUGUUUACAGUUUAACAAACCUACAAUAAUAAGUUUAAGACAUCUGAUUAAGCAAAAUGUUGAUGUAAUUAAGCGCAUUAUGACAUUCUUUGCUUUUUCAUAGUAAUUGCAGACAUAAUCUUAAUUGAAGCUGAGUUAGUUACCAUUUCUGCAGAAUUUGUUGCAGUGCUUUAUUUAAUAUGAGAACUUCUUAGGUGGUGUCUCGCAUCAUUGUUACUCAGCUGUCAGUUGCAAUGACACAUCAUAAUGUUAACUGUCAAUAUUGCUGCAUAACUUAACCAUAACACAUAGUAAAUAUAUUUACGAAUCAUGCCAUCAUCAGCUUGACUGUUUACAAUUGUUGUCUACUGUUGGAUCGUUGAACUGGCAAUAAUUCGUUAAAUCAUGCGGUAUGAAGUAAAGAACUGCAACUGCAUUUGUCGUCUAUAUUUCGAAAAACGUCAUAUU